This is a messenger RNA of Oncorhynchus kisutch (coho salmon), 6221 nucleotides long. Its product is annotated as SH3-containing GRB2-like protein 3-interacting protein 1. Gene Ontology annotation, cellular component: clathrin-coated pit; plasma membrane; cytoplasm. Bases 482 to 3379 code for a protein of 965 amino acids. The record is from RefSeq and is a predicted model, not a curated record. NCBI's taxonomy places the organism in Eukaryota, Metazoa, Chordata, Actinopteri, Salmoniformes, Salmonidae. Gene Ontology annotation, biological process: clathrin-dependent endocytosis; clathrin coat assembly; synaptic vesicle endocytosis. The transcript is spliced from 27 exons.
GUGUGACAUCAGCAAGCAGCAUAAUCACUCCCUCCAUUGCUCUCCAUCUCUCUCUCAGUCUGCCUCUCUCGCUAGCUUUGUGUUUUUCUCCUUUGCCUUUCUAACUCAGCAUCCACCUCUCGUUGAUGGCGUGUGUCAGUGCUGUUGGGGCGACUGGGGCCUAACGCGCUGGGCCCUUCCCCCGGUUCUCUACACCUUCCCUGGGCCUCUUGUCUCUGCCUCUUUCGUCGGCCCGACAGCCUGCCUGGCUACCUCCCCCACCCCCCGUGUGCUGGUGUCUGGGCUCAAGGGGUGGAGGAGGAGGGAGCAACGACGUUCCGCUUCACUUGGGAGCCGUUCGGCAAUUAAGAAUGCCCUAGACCCGGCAUCAUUUAGCCACUUGGAAUAUCUCGGCUUCCUCCAUCCGCCUGUCUGUCUCUCUAUCCAUCUGUUGGUCUCCCUCCAUCCGUGGAGGGGGACAGAGGAAUGAAAAUCUGCAAUCAUGAUGGAAGGACUGAAAAAACGUACCAGAAAGGCCUUUGGGUUACGAAAGAAAGAGAAGGAUACAGAUUUCACGGGCUCACCUGACAAAGAUGGAGUAAGUGCGAGAAAGAAAAAGACCAACGGGGCUCCAAAUGGCUAUUAUGGGGAGAUUGAUUGGGAUCGAUAUGCAACUCCAGAUGUGGAUGCUGAGGGCUUCAGUCUCAGACCCGGAGAAGAAGGGGAAACAGCUCCCAAAGGCAAGCAGCACUUCUUGUCCUCCAGCGACUCGGAGGACGAGGACGACAAGAGGAAGUUCAAGAUCAAGAUCAAGCCGUUGCCUUCCGACACUGCCAAGUGUGCCGUCCCAUCUAUGGACGAACUGAAAGCUUCAGUUGGGGGCUUGGCUCUAUCUCCCUCUUUGAGGAGAAGUCCGAGACGCAGCCCGGGCUCGAUAAAGAGACACCUGUCUUGUGAGGAGAUUGCCAGACCCAGACGCUCCACCCCUACGCCAAGCCCCGCCCCCGAGACACAAAGUGAGAGAGUAUCCCAGAGUCGCAGAGCAUCCCCAGCUUUCUACGGGCUUCCUCCGGAGACGACCUCUGAGGCACACAGAUAUGAUAGUAACAGAAAUGAUGGUGAAGAGAUUGCCAGACCCAUAUGCUCCACCCUUACGCCAAGCCCCGCCCUCGGGACACAAAGUGAGAGAGUAUCCCAGAGUCGCAGAGCAUCCCCAGCUUUCUACGGGCUUCCUCCGGAGACGACCUAUGAGACACACAGAUAUGAUAGUAACAGAAAUGAUGUGGUCUGCAUAGAGGCCGAUGCAUGGUGUGACUCCAGACCAUACCCUGACUCCCCUCUGACCAGAUCCUUUCCCACAGGAGCUCCUCCUCCACUGCCUCCCAAGAACAUCCCAGCAGCUAGUCAAGGCUAUUCUUUGACGGAUUCUUACGCUGAUUUACCCAAUGGGAGAAUAGUCCCUAGCCCCAACCCUAUCUACCUGAAUGUCCAAUCCCCAGCCUCGUACAGAGGUUCCCCUGUGCCUGACCUGGAAAACGUGUUCGGUCCCAUGGAAUCUUCCCAGACCAGUGAGGACAGGGCCUCGCCCCGAUGGAUCAGCUUCAACAGCGAGAGACCGCCCCCACCAGAUGAACCGGCCCCGCCUCCGCCCUCUGCCUCUCCUCCUUCCGACUCGCCCCACUCCCUCUCCUCCACCCCAGACUCCCCCUGCCUCUCCCCGGGCCCCCCUCCGGAUGAGCCUCCCCCCUCCCCACCGCCCUUCUCCUCUCCCCCCGACUCUCCCAUCUCCAUUAUCUCUAUUCCUCCUCCAGAUGAACCCGUUCCUCCCCUGCCUCCCGACUUCUCUCCCGUGGACUCUCCGCCAUGCAUCGGCAUCGAUCCUAGUCUGUUUUUGGAUGAUGAGAUACUGGGGUACUCCCCUGCUCCCUCUGGCUCACUGGAGUACUCCCCUGCCCCUACCAGUCCCAUCCCUCCCCCCCUGCCUGUGGAGCGCUACCCUCGGACGGGUGUCCCUUCCCCUCUGGCGUUCCUGAGGGAAGAGCAGCCUGACUAUAUGGCCUCACCCCUUGGCCUGACCCCGGGCUUCAGGGGCACGCCGCCCCCACUCCCCCCGCUCACCUACAGGUCCAUGGUAUCCUCCCCUGGACCCUGCCCAGGCAGCGGCCCCUCCUCUCCAGCUCGUCCUUCCACGCCCCUGUCAGGAGGCAGUCCAAUCCCUCCCCCUCUUCCUACAAGGCCCUCCUCUCGACCCAAACUGCCCCCUGGGAAACCAAUAGGAGACCUGACUCGACCCUUCAGCCCCCCAGUCUCCGGCAGCCCCCCUCCCUUCGCCCCCCUGGCCCGGGCUGAGAGUUCCUCCUCAAUCUCCUCCAUCACCUCAUUGAGCGCAGGCUCCACCCCCACCCUGGGGAGAGAACUCAACAUAUCCACCACAGAGGAAAAACAGCCAGCCAUGGUAUGGUUUGACCAUGGCCGGUUUUAUUUGUCUUUCGAAGGAUGCUCCAGAGGACCCAGCCCACUCACCAUGGGAGCCCAGGACACUCUGCCUGUGGCGGCUGCCUUCACCGAGACCAUCAACGCCUACUUCAAAGGAGCCGACCCCAGCAACCGGCAAAGCGACCCUCAUCAGAAUAAAUGCAACAAGUGUGUGGUAAAGAUCACUGGGGAGAUGGUGCUGUCUUUCCCUGCGGGCAUCACCAGGCACUUUGCUAGCCACCCGUCUGCCCCCGUGCUCACCUUCAGCAUCAGCAACUACAGCCGGCUUGAGCAGGUCCUCCCCAAUCCACAGCUACUGUGCUGUGACACCACCAUGUCCAAUGUGGACACCAAGGAAUUCUGGGUAAAUAUGCCAAACCUGAUGAGCCACCUGAGGAGAGUGGCUGACCAGAAGCCUCAAGCAACCUACUACAAUGUGGACAUGAUCAAAUAUCAGUCUCUGUCUCAGGUGGCAGCCGAUGGGAUCCAGUCGACUCCCCUGAACCUGGCAGUGAGUUGGCGUGGCGACGCCACCAGCACGGAUCUCAGGAUAGACUACAAAUACAACAUGGAAGCCAUGGCCGCCCCCUCACCCCUCCACAACAUCCACUUCCUGGUCCCUGUGGACGGGGGCGUGCACAAGCUUCAAGCCAUGAUCCCCACUGCUACCUGGAAACCAGAGCAGCAGAAAAUUCUAUGGAAGAUACCAAGCCUUUCCCAGAGGUCUGAAAAUGGAGGAGUGGGGGCUCUACUGGGUAGGUUCCAGUUGACAGAGGGUCCCAGUAAGCCGUCCCAGUUGGCGGUGCAUUUCACCAGCGAGGGCAGCACUCUGUCAGGCUGUGACAUCCAGCUGGUGGGGACUGGCUACAGGCUCUCGCUGGUCAAAAAGAGAUUUGCAGCAGGGAAAUAUCUGGCGGACAACUAGUCACCACUGUUGUAAAAUGACACCAUUUCACCCAUACAAUGGCUUUUGAUUGUGAGGAUGAUGAGAGUCUACUACGGAUUCCUCAUUCAAGCUACCAACUGAAAAAACAACUGAAACCUUACACUUGAGCAGGGAAGGGUGGACGCUGGGAUAGAAGCAACAACAGGAUGUGAUGUAAUUCACAAAGUUGACUGGAGUAUCACUUUGUUUUAACACGCUCAAUACAGUAGUCUCACUGUUGGGGUUUAUGCAAGUAGUACAGCCCUUUUCCGUUCUGUACACCUUGAGGGUUGUCGAGGCAAAGAUAAUGAAUUCAACACUUACUUUCAUCAAAGUAAUUCAUCAUUGGCACCGCAUACAGUAAUCAAGUUUUAUUUGUGAGAAGAAACAUGUGAAUGGGUGAUGGUGGAAGAUUCACUGGACAGAUUUAUGUGAAAAGAUAGAUACUGUUAACAUUCAUUGAUAAUUCAAUAGAUUAUGAAAAUAACUCCAUUCGCUAUGAUGACAUUUAGAUUUGUAUUAUUUUAUGCUUUUUCUUUUUUCAUUUCUCGGGUUGGUUAAAACUAAUAUUAUACCAGCUGGUACUGUACCAGCAGGUUGAGGUCCACAACUUGGAGUCAACGUGGAAACAACAUUAUGUAUGUGGUGGUUGUGUGUUUGCUGGGAGGUCAAGUGGUUAAUGUAACGGUACACAUUGUUUACCUGAUUUGUGGAUGACAAAAACAAAGCAGGCUGCCUUACAGGCUGGAUAGUAGAGUUGCCUUGGACCAGAGAAAUGACUGAUCUGUUUGUCUCUUAGAGUUGUGUGCAUCUCCAGGAGGCCUAACCAAGCAAAACUGGUUGAAAUGACAUCAUUACAAUGAGAAACUGUUUGAAAUUACGCCGAAACUGGUUGAAAUUCAUUCUUUAUGGUGUCAAUUCAACCAGUUUGAACCAGUUUGGCCUCACUGGGAAGUAUAACCGAAGGACAUCAACGAAGAUGGAAAAAGUGCUACAAUAAUUAUUUAUCCAAAAUAGAAUACUAAUGUACGUAUAUGUAAUGGAAGCCCCUAAUGUUAUGUUUCUUUUGUUGUUAUUUUCCACCGUGUGGAGUAAAUAGGUGUUUUAUCAUUUUCCAAUAGCAAUAUAUUGAAAAUCAAUUUGUAAAAAAGUGUAAAUAUGAAAGAUGUUUCCCUUUGGACAUAUGGAUGUUUCUGUGUAUUGUCAAAUAAGAGUUAUGCUAUACGGUGGUGUUAGCCUUCAGAAUACAUAACCAUUUAAAAAAUGCAUCAUUUCAAGUUUCAUUUCGAAUAUGGAUUUCUUGUAAUAUACUGUGACUGUCCAUGGUUUAAAAAAAACGAACAAAAAAACUCCAAAGGUACAGCAUGAAAUCUGCGUUACUCAAAAAGUUGUUUUUGGUUCCAUUUUAUUUCAAGACAUUAAGGACGCACAGCAGCACACAAUAUGGAGUCGCCUCCUUAUCCGAUGCUAUUCCAACCUAGCCUGGUUAAACUAAACAGUAGUGAACGUAGCAUUCAGUCUCGUUUAACCAGGCUAAUUCAGACCUACGCCUUUUUAUAUAGUAAGUGUACUAUGUGAUUGCCUUCACUGUAACUUUUAGUCACUUCAUCGUGUUUGACCGUUCACCUAAAGCUUUGACCUUUGGCAUGAAUUCCAACAACACUGUCGCACUUCCAUGAUAUAUUGCAGUUAAUGUCCUCUUGUGUUUUCUCCUGAUUACAGUACAUGGGAUUUGAAAGUUGAACAACAGGGGGAACAGUCAUUGAUCAUAUCAAUCAAAAUCAUUGUGGUUUAUUACAAGAAUUCAGGGAGAACAUCUCCCGAGCAGAAGCCAAGAGACAUUUCUAAUUCCCCUUCUCCAAGCAGACCCUUAAAUUCGAAUCUGGUAGCACCGAUGUUCUCUAAACAACAGCCAGAGGCUUCUACAAAGUCACGACAAAGGACAGUGACUUUUGCCAGCUGCUACAAAAUCACACAAUGUUCAUCAUUUCAUCAAUAUAAUAUCUGUGUCUCCUCGGCUCCCUGUACCUCCAGUCUGACGUCAAUCAUUAUCAACAAUAUGACUUUCAUACAUAACAUACAGCAUCCGGUCUAGUGACCAUCAACCUGUGAUACAAAUGAGUGUCACAAAUAGAAUACUUGAAAUCAUGUGUAUUACAUAAAAAGGCAACAUAUAAAUAUGCUAAGAAUUGUGUUAAUUACUCUUAACUGAAUAUUAACUUUAUUACACCAACAACAAAUUAUUUUGCAUAACUAUAAUUGUUAUGCUCCUGCCCAUCUCGAGGAGAAAAUGUUUAGUGUAUUAUUUUAUGCAUUUUGACAUCAUUAUAAUAUUAAUAGCCUUACAUUACCUCAGAUGUUACUACUCAUUUCCAAAUCAAUAUAUUCAAAAGAAGUCACAAACAAUGACAAACAUCGCUUUUUGUCCUUGAUAUUAUCACUAACUAUGGUAAUAUGACUUUUUUGUCCUGGUUGCAAACUUUUAUUUCUUUGUGUGAGCCUUACUGGCCCUUAAAAAAUAACGCACAAAUAUCAAACUUCUCUCCAGAUAUGUAGCAGUAGCAAUUUAUAAAGGUUUCAAUAAUGCUUACAUGUUUUAUUAUUUGCCUUAUUUUGGAUUAGCAUAUGUCCAGCCAGUAAGAGACUUUCUGUAUGUUUUUGUUCUAUGAAAUAGAUUUUUUUCUGUCUGUAUUUUAUUCACUGCAUAGGACACAUUUCAUGUAAACAUUUCAUGUAAAUUUCCCAUCCAAAGAUUUUAAGAGUGAAAAUAUUUAAAAAGUGAAUAUAAUGUGAUAACUUUACCUGGUUUACUCGGUAAUAAAGAAUGGGAGAAUAUUGGAAA